Acanthosepion pharaonis is the source of this 621-nucleotide messenger RNA. The record is from the annotation of a GenBank genome assembly. NCBI's taxonomy places the organism in Eukaryota, Metazoa, Mollusca, Cephalopoda, Sepiida, Sepiidae.
AUGUCAGUAAAAAUAUUUUACAUAUAUUCAGUUUAUCAUUUGUUCUAUCUAUCUAUCUAUCUAUCUAUGUUCAUAUUUAUCUAUCUAUCUAUAUUAGUCUAUUCAUAUCUAUCUAUCUAUCUAUCUAUCUAUCUAUCUAUCUAUCUAUCUAUCCCGUUCUUUCCCUAUCUAUCUAUCUAUCUAUCUAUCUAUCUAUCUAUUUAUCUAUCUGUUCAUAUUUAUCUAUCUAUAUUAGUCUAUUCAUAUCUAUCUAUCUAUCUAUCUAUCUAUCUAUCUAUCUAUCUAUGUUCAUAUUUAUCUAUUUAUAUUAGUCUAUUCAUAUCUAUCUAUCUAUCUAUCUAUGUUCAUAUUUAUCUAUCUAUCUAUAUUAGUCUAUUCAUAUCUAUCUAUCUAUCUAUCUAUCUAUCUAUCUAUCUAUCUAUCUAUCCUAUUCGUGAAUUUUUAUUGCUGAUAAUAUUUUUUAUCUAUCUAUCUAUCUAUCUAUCUAUCUAUCUAUCUAUCUAUCUAUCUAUAUUGGACGUCUCAUUGGGAAGGGGUGGGAGGCUUAACACUCUGCAGAGAUGCAGUGGGCGAAAAAAGAUAAGAAAAGGACGAAGAAAAACAAGAUGGCCGAAAAUGUGA